AUGGCAGCGACCUACAGUAGGGACCACAUUUGGGAACGGACCACAUGGCUCUUCCGCUUGCAUCCCAGCUUCUGGAUGAUGUACUGCUGAGUGCCAGCCAUGGGGUCUUCGGGUCUGGCUCGACUGCAGGGGCUCUUCGCGGUUUAUAAACCUCCCGGGCUGAAAUGGCUGCACGUGCGGGAGACCGUGGAGCUGCAACUGCUGAAAGGUCUCAAUGCAGCGAAGCCUCCGGCUCCUGAGCACCGUGUUCGCUUCUUGCUAGGCCCCGUGGAAGGCAGUGAAGAGAAGAAGUUGACUCUCACAGCCACGAGUGUGCCUACCCUCUCCACUCACAGACUCGUACGUGGCCCAGCGUUUACCAGCCUGAAGAUUGGUGUUGGACAUCGCUUGGAUUCCCAGGCUUCUGGUGUGCUGGUGCUCGCCGUGGGACAUGGAUGCAGACUCCUCACCAACAUGUAUGAUGCUCACCUCACCAAGGCUUACACAGUGCGCGGCCACCUAGGCAAGGCUACAGACAACUUCUGUGAAGAUGGGCGGCUGAUAGAGAAGACCACAUAUGACCAUGUGACCAGAGAACACUUGGACCGGAUCCUGGCUGUAAUCCAAGGCUCCCACCAGAAGGCACUGGUGAUGUACUCCAACCUGGACCUGAAGUCCCAGGAGGCCUAUGAGAUGGCUGUGCAAGGUGUGAUCCGGCCCAUGAACAAGUCCCCGAUGCUCAUCUGUGGCAUCCGCUGCCUGCACUUUGCACCUCCUGAGUUCCUUGUAGAGGUGCAGUGUAUGCACGAGACGCAGCAGCAGCUGAGGAAGCUGGUGCAUGAAAUCGGCCUGGAGCUGAAGACCACCGCUGUCUGCGUGCAAGUGCGGCGCACUCGGGAUGGCUUCUUCACGCUGGACGAUGCCCUCCUGAGAACCCAGUGGGACCUACACAGCAUCCAGGAUGCCAUCCAGGCUGCAGCCCCCCGGGUGGCAGCAGAGCUGAAAAAGAACUUGAGACUAAGGCUGGGCCACCGGUAGCUCUCCAGUGCUGGGCAGCCUUGGGGCUUCGAGGACCCAGACUCCACUUUGGAGGUGGAAAGCUAUGCAGGGCAGGGAAUGCCCAGAUGUAGGUGGGCAGAGACAAAGGCUCUUUACAGGACAGAGCUGAUGACUUUGCAGAGAGUGGCAUUAAGGGCCUGAGCAGUGCCCACGCCUGCCAUGCCAGAGAAACAAAGGGGAUCCAUUUACUUGAGACACAGACUGACUGCAGAGAUAGUCUGGCUGUGGUGGCCGGACCUAUCAUCUUGGCUAUUUGGGAAGCUCAGACUAGAAUCUUGACAGUUCAGUGCCAGCCUAGGGUUACACAGAGAAACUCUGUCUCAAAAAUCAAAGCAGAGUCAGGCAUGAUGACUCUGCCCAGGAGUUCAAGGCCAUCCUUGGCCACGUAGUGAAUUUAAGGCCAGUCUGUGCUGCUUCCAAUGUUUAGCUUUUUGGAGAGCUGGGCAGUGUCACCUCAACACCUAAUGCCUGCUGGUGAUUUAUCCAGAUUCCUAUGACUGAUGCUGGGAUGUGUUAUCCCCUAGGGAAAAAUCUUCACUGUUUCAGGGUGGUGUCUCACACCUGUGAUCUCAGUACUACUCAGCGUUUGACACCAGCCUGGACCACUCUUUCUGGAGUCCUUUGUAGUGCACGUCAGUAUUUAAUCCUGCAGGAGGCUCAGGAAUUCAAGGUCAUCUUUGGUUACAUAAUGAGUUCUAGGCUACAUGAAACCCAUCUCCAAAAUAAAAAGCCCAA
Molecule: messenger RNA, 1773 nt
Organism: Microtus oregoni (creeping vole)
Lineage: Eukaryota; Metazoa; Chordata; Mammalia; Rodentia; Cricetidae
Gene: Trub2
Product: TruB pseudouridine synthase family member 2
Exons: 8
Coding region: 100-1017 (305 amino acids)
Biological process (GO): pseudouridine synthesis; RNA processing
Molecular function (GO): pseudouridine synthase activity; RNA binding
Source: RefSeq, a predicted model, not a curated record